This is a messenger RNA of Cherax quadricarinatus, 1291 nucleotides long. NCBI's taxonomy places the organism in Eukaryota, Metazoa, Arthropoda, Malacostraca, Decapoda, Parastacidae. The record is from RefSeq and is a predicted model, not a curated record.
CAGUCUGUCAGCUGCUCUCGUAGUGUUCGCAUCAGCUUCUUUAGUCCAUCUCACUCACCUCAGGAGACACAAGAACACGACUUAUUCAGUCAGUUGGAAUAAGUGGUGCAGUAAAAAAUCAGGACUUUAAAUACGGAAGACAUAUAUAUUCGUAAUAAUAUAUAUUUUCGUAAGAAUAUACACAUUCGAAAGUAUUUACAUGUGUAAGCGUUGUUAACCAGGGGAUAAGUUAGUAUAACGAUGAUUGAACCACAACAGCCACUGCUUCCAACAGUGUCAAGCUAGUUCCAGUACUGCUCGCUAUGAUGGCUGACCACAUUGACCAGCUGUACCAAGGGGAUAACCUUGUUCAUGUUGGCUACAAGAACAUCACAAGGGUGUCCUUCCAGCUGCCCAAAAUGAGGUGUGAUGACCAACUAGAUGUGAUUAAGAAUGGAGAAAGAUUAAAUGUUGACGCAGUUCGAACAGAAAAGGCCCAGUGUGAUUCUUCCAAAUUAAACACCGUGAUGAGUGUGUCGGACAGGCCUGUGGCUAAACCAGAUGUCUUGUUGACUGAAAGUGACAGACGUGAACUUCCUGAUCUUAUUUUGCCCACCGCACCAAUCUACAGCUUCGAUGAGGAUGGGGAAAUUUUGCAGCGUGUGAAUACAAUCACCCCCAGCAACAGUGAAGAUUGUGGCUACCACAGUGAACCUUCUGAGGCUCUGUACGACGAUACACUUCCGUGCAACAUCAGUGACCACGUAUCACCACCUCUCACGUCUACACCUAACAAAGACCUUCGACUUGAUGUUGACUCGUGGCCUCGCAUAGACCAGUCUUACGUCGUCAGAGAGGCUAGUGAGACCUCAGUCACAUUGCCAUCCUUGCACCCGCUUAUAUCAGAGGAAGAACUGCAGUCCCUCCCGAAUAUCGACGACACACCUAGCGAGAGCUUUCACCUGAACCAGCCAGGCAGUGUGCCUCAGGACGACACCGAGGUUAACAUCAAGUCAAUACCUAAUAUCACCAUCUUCAGCGAAGCUGGGAGGAUUGAUACCACUGAAGCAAUUCCCAAGAUUGACUUCCACGCUGCAUCCAUUGAGAUGGUGGACGACUACCUCGAAGACAACUUCGAUGAGCACCAGCUUAGUGACCUGUGCUCCACCGUCCUCGGAGAAACAGGUUAGUGCCUCUGUCUCACAGUUAGUGUUCUGUUUAUGUCAUGUUAACACUUGUAGAUUUCCUUAGUCCCUUUCCCUCAUCUCCCCGUUAUACGUUCUUAGCUUACAUCAGGUCAGUAAUAGUGGUA